AUUCGUCGCCUUCCGCCACAUCUCCACAUCCCAGCCAUCAUGGACACCCUUUCCGUUGCGAUGCUCAAGCCGUCUUCGGCUCUGGAAGAAGCUACCCGGGCGCUCGGCUCGUUCAUCAACCUCGGGUCGGACCAGGACACGUUGGACAUCAUGAAUGACCUCAUGUUCAUGCGCAAGACGUUCUCUAUCAAGCCGACCGUUGCCGUGUUCACCGCGCCCAAGGAAAAAAACCUCAACACGAUUUCCGAAGAAGACGAGUAAACACGCACAUGUUCCCCACCACAACCCGCGACCAUUGCUCUUGCGCGAUCGCUCGAGGGUACCCCUUUAGUUUUGUUGGCUGGGCUGGAAGUGCCGCCAUGUGCUCCGUCAACGCCGUAGGUUCCCCAUAGUUUUAGUUCGUCUACCUCGUGAUCAUGAAUGUAAUCUAUUUAACUCGAGAUGGCCGUCACAUUCAA
Molecule: messenger RNA, 458 nt
Organism: Aphanomyces astaci
Lineage: Eukaryota; Oomycota; Saprolegniomycetes; Saprolegniales; Verrucalvaceae
Exons: 1
Coding region: 40-261 (73 amino acids)
Source: RefSeq, a predicted model, not a curated record